Macaca mulatta (Rhesus monkey) is the source of this 829-nucleotide messenger RNA. RefSeq names its product G0/G1 switch 2 (gene G0S2). Gene Ontology annotation, biological process: positive regulation of extrinsic apoptotic signaling pathway. NCBI's taxonomy places the organism in Eukaryota, Metazoa, Chordata, Mammalia, Primates, Cercopithecidae. The record is from RefSeq and is marked provisional. Gene Ontology annotation, cellular component: mitochondrion.
GGCGGAGUCUCCAACGGGAAGAGCUGCAGCUGCGGAGCGGAGGAGAACGCCGAGGCCAGUCGGACCGACGGACACGCUGACCGCCGCCAACUGCAGCUAGCGCUGCCUCCUGCUAGCGCCCUGCCACUAAGGUCACUCCCGCCUCCCAGAGCCUAGAGCCGAGAUGGAAGCGGUCCAGGAGCUGAUCCCCCUGGCCAAGGAGAUGAUGGCCCAGAAGCGCAAGGGGAAGAUGGUGAAGCUGUACGUGCUGGGCAGCGUGCUGGCCCUCUUCGGCGUGGUACUCGGCCUGAUGGAGACUGUGUGCAGCCCCUUCACGGCCGCCAGCCGUCUGCGGGACCAGGAGGCAGCCGUGGCGGAGCUGCAGGCCACCCUGGAGCGACAGGCUCUCCAGAAGCAAGCCCUGCAGGAGAAAGGCAAGCAGCAGGACACCGUCCUCGGUGGCCGGGCCCUUUCCAACCGGCCGCACGCCUCGUAGGAACUGUGGGAGACCAGCGGAGUGGGAGGGAGAGGCAGCAGACAGAGACAAACAGACCGAAAGAGGGAGAGACAGAGGGGUCGCGCGCACAGGAGCCUGACUCCGCUGGGAGAGUGCAGGAGCACGUGCUGUUUUUUUAUCUGGACUUAACUUCAGAGAAACCACUGACAUCUAGAACUGACCUACCACGAGCAUCCACCAAAAGGAGUUUGGGAUUGAGUUUUGCUGCUGUGCAGCACUGCAUUGUCAUGACGCGUCCACUACUGUGUCAAUUAUCUAAAUACGUCUACCAUUUUGCACUAGGGAGGAAGGAUAAAUGCUUUUUAUAUUAUUAUUAUUAAUUAUUACAAUGAC